UACCUUCCACUCUCCCUGGUCCCUUGUACGGACCCGACUUUCUUUCUCUCUCUCCUUCCUCCAUUUUCGCUGAUCCAAUCUCACGGCCUCUUUCUCUAUCCUUCCCUGCAUUUUGUCGGCAUGGAUUUAGCAUUUGAAAGACAAAUAUCUCUAGUGCGUGCCCUCUUAGUCGUCUUUGUAGCUUCCCUACUCUUUUUCACCGCCAAUGCUUCCAUCCACAUCUACGAUAAGGAGCCCUUCAAAGAAGUGGGCAAUGCUUACCUUCUCUCCGGUGGCAGUGAAGGUAUCGUUGCUUCCCUCAAUGCCGCUCCUCCGUCGGACCCGUUGUCCAUCAAUGACGGCCAUUCUUACAUCCGAUUUGAGGAUAUCACCUUUAGGAGAAGCAAAACUGCUGCCAAACGCAUGAAGCAUAUUACUGGGCUUGUACAGAUUAUAAUUUUUGAGGCUGCUGAUCGUAAUGAUAUUGGCGGUUCUGCAUAUGGUGGACAACGGGCAAUAUGUUGCACCCCUGAUUUAGCUAAGAUGGAAGGCUGUAAGCAAGGGGAGGUUAUCAGGAGACCUUCUGCAACAGACAUUAAUUGGCCUGUCAUUUUAAAUGUAUACUUUAUUGGAAAAUCCUUAACUACAAGUAUAAAUUAUACUGUAGUUCCCAUCACGAAGACUGGAAUGUAUAAUUUGUUUUUUGUAGCAUGCAACCCAAAGCUCAAGGACAUGGUAAUGAGUGGGAAGACAAUCUGGAAAAACCCUGAUGGGUUCUUACCUGGUAGGAUGGCCCCUUUAAAGAAGUUCUAUGUGUUUAUGACAAUUGCUUAUGUAUGCCUUAGCCUUGUUUGGUUUCUUCAGUACACAAGGUUUUGGGAUGACAUACUGCAGCUUCAGCACUGUAUCUCAGCUGUUAUCGCUCUUGGUCUGCUUGAGACGGUUUUUUGGUAUUUUGAAUAUGUCAAUUUCAAUAAUUCUGGAACGAGACCUGUUGUACUCACGACAUGGGUUGUCACAAUUGGAGCUAUAAGAAAAACAAUAUCACGGCUUCUUAUUCUCAUUGUUUCAAUGGGUUAUGGUGUUGUGCGACCCACUCUUGGUGGUCUUACCUCAAAGGUUAUGUUACUUGGAAUAACUUACUUCCUAGCAUCUGAGUUACUGAAUAUUGCUGAAUAUGUGGGAACCAUCAAUGAUGUAUCAGGAAGAGCAAGGCUUCUUCUAGUCCUCCCUGACGCUUUCCUGGAUGCUUUUUUGAUAUUGUGGAUUUUUACAUCUCUUUCAAGAACUUUGGAACAGUUACAGGCAAAAAGGAGUUCUGUUAAGUUGGAUUUAUAUAGAAAGUUCUCUAAUGCAUUGGCAGUAACAGUGAUCUCCUCAGUUGUUUGGAUAGGAUAUGAGCUAUACUUCAAGGCCACAGAUCCUUUCAAUGAGCGGUGGCAGAGUGCUUGGAUCAUAACUGCUUUCUGGGACAUUCUAGCAUUUUCAUUGCUCUUUGUUAUUUGCUAUCUCUGGGCCCCAUCUCAAAGCUCUCAAAGGUAUGCAUAUUCUGAGGAAGUGGGAGAUGAAUCUGAUGACGAAGAAGCUCGAUCCCUAACAAAGCACGAAACUGAGCUAAGCUCAGUCAAGCUAGAGAAGAAUGUUGGAAAUGAUGAAUCUUUUGAUCAAGAAGACGAAGUAGAGGAAGAUAAAAGGGAAUAGAAUCUCCCAACAACUUCACUGUUUUGCCAACUAGGUUAAGUCUCGCAUUUGUGCCACACCACAACACACGAGCCAAAAGGUGUAGUAAAAUUGUUUUUCCCCUGUCGGAUUAGAGAGAUGGAACAGCUCUGAUAUGCUUAUUAUUAUUAUUAUUAUUUAAAGCAUUUCAUUGUACCAUUAUGUUUGCAAAUAAUGCACAGCAUGCAUUCCAAAUGGUGGUGAUGAAUCUGUAAUGUCAGGCCCUCUUCUCACCUCGGACAUGGUUGUCGCUGUCCCAGAUUGUUGAGAUCCGAGUUAAACAAGAAGGAACAGGGUCAAUGAAGGUUGACCAAAUUAAUUAGAUCAGGUUACAUCUAGCACGUAGGGUCUGGUCUUGUGGUUUGAUUAUUGUUGUUGUUUUGUUAGUAGCUAUCCCACUAAUUAUGGUGAGCCCUUUUUAUUGUGAAAACUAGAAUAAUUCUUCUAA
Messenger RNA from Prosopis cineraria, 2146 nucleotides. RefSeq lists its product as uncharacterized. Gene Ontology annotation, biological process: transport. The record is from RefSeq and is a predicted model, not a curated record. Gene Ontology annotation, cellular component: Golgi apparatus; membrane. Lineage: Eukaryota; Viridiplantae; Streptophyta; Magnoliopsida; Fabales; Fabaceae. The coding region runs from base 121 to 1680 and encodes 519 amino acids. The transcript has 5 exons.